UGACAGGACUUCAUGAUAUGGAUGAAUAUAUACAAGCACAAUUAUUAUUGUCAGCAUUAAAUAUCACAACUAAUAUUUUACGACCUGGUGGAACUUUUGUGGCAAAAAUAUUUCGUGGUAAAGACAUCACUUUGCUAUUUUCACAACUUAAAAUAUUUUUCCCAAUUGUUAUUUGUAGCAAGCCAAGAAGUUCAAGGAACUCAAGCAUUGAUUAUAAGCCAACAAUGUCAAACCCAUUACUUGAUUUAACUUAUG
Messenger RNA from Entrophospora candida, 255 nucleotides. NCBI's taxonomy places the organism in Eukaryota, Fungi, Glomeromycota, Glomeromycetes, Entrophosporales, Entrophosporaceae. The record is from the annotation of a GenBank genome assembly.